AGGGGUAGCUACCGGCCCAAACACCGGCCGUCUGGUUGUCCAUUUAAUUGCCAUUGUUCCCGUCCUCUGCUUCGCUUUUUCUUGUUCUUUUUCCAACACAACCACAUAUACACACACUCACAUACACACAUUUCUCACUUCACAAUGGCUUCCAACCCUCCCGGCAGCUGCUGCAACCUUGGUACCCUGCACGAGGGAACCCCCUCUGGCCAGGACAUCAAGAUUGCCGGCACCAUCGACGGCUACCUCGCCACGGCGCCGGAGGACAAGGCGCACAAGAACACUGCCAUCCUCUACCUCCCCGAUGUCUUUGGUAUCUGGCAGAACAGCAAGCUCAUGGCCGAUGCCUUUGCCGAGAAGGGAUACACCACGCUUGUCGUUGACUUGUUCGAUGGCGACACUGUCCCCUUCAACAAGGAGGGCUUUGACUUCAACGCUUGGCGAUUGAACCACACCACUGACCACGUCGACCCUAUUGUCCUCAAGGCCAUCCAGCACCUCAAGGAUGCUGGUGUGACCAAGAUUGCCGCCGUUGGCUACUGCUUCGGUGCCAAGUACGUCGUCCGCCACUACAAGAGCGGCAUCAACGUCGGCUACCUCGGCCACCCUUCGUUUGUCGAGGAGGCCGAGCUUGCUGCCAUCACUGGCCCUCUUGCCAUUGCUGCCGCCGAGACCGACUCCAUCUUCACCACCGAGCUCCGCCACAAGUCCGAGGAGAUUCUCAUUGCCACCAAGCAACACUACCAGAUCAACCUCUACUCCAGCGUUGCCCAUGGCUUCGCUGUCCGCGGAAACAAGGAGAACAAGAUUGAAAAGUACGCUAAGGAGCAGGCCUUCCUCCAGGCCGUCACUUUUUUCGACAACUUUCCCUUUUGAGCAGCUCGCGUUGGCUAAACUAUGACGAAUAUCAAAACGGAGAAUAGGCAGCGCGAGAGUGUGCAACGACAACAAAGACAAAGCAUGUAGAGAGACACGGGCCGCUUAAGUAGAAUGAAUGGUAUAAUAUCCUCUGCAUGAUAUAAAUUACAUGAUUAUAUCCACAUUUGUUAUAUUGACUGUGCAUAUAUGCAUGUCCCCAGACGAUCUGCAGCCUCGUCAUGUAGAAAGGCUCUUGGCUACGAGGUGACAAACACCACUCCAACAGCAACGCACCAGUACGCACUUUUAUGUGAAUAGUGGAAUUAUUUACAACUAAUGGCAAUUGUACUUACCAGUUAUUUUAAUUUGUCCAAUAAACAGCCUUGUAGGCUUUUGACGUGC
Molecule: messenger RNA, 1260 nt
Organism: [Torrubiella] hemipterigena
Lineage: Eukaryota; Fungi; Ascomycota; Sordariomycetes; Hypocreales; Clavicipitaceae
Source: the annotation of a GenBank genome assembly